Suhomyces tanzawaensis NRRL Y-17324 is the source of this 1197-nucleotide messenger RNA. RefSeq lists its product as uncharacterized. The record is from RefSeq and is a predicted model, not a curated record. The annotation marks the transcript as partial. Gene Ontology annotation, cellular component: plasma membrane; fungal-type vacuole. NCBI's taxonomy places the organism in Eukaryota, Fungi, Ascomycota, Pichiomycetes, Serinales, Debaryomycetaceae. The transcript has a single exon.
UUGAAUGAACUAUUUUCAACAUGGGCACCCUCUUCUAUCCCCACAACGACUAUCCCACUCACCACUAUCAACCCAUCCCAUUACUCGAGCAUCGUUAGCCAUGUGGCCCUGAUCACUUCAGCUGCUGCCACCGAAACUAACUCGGUCUCUCUAUACUUCCUAGCGCAAGACAUGAGAAGCGCCAUGGCUGCCCUCACCAUUAUAAGUGGCCAAAAAUACUUGGCCACAGCCACAGAAACCCAGCAGUUACCCAUGGUGACUUCUCAACUAGUCAAUGCAACUUUGAACUUGCUUGACAUAGAUAACGAAAAUAAUUUGUAUGGUAUGAAUCCAAAUAGGAUCGCCAACAUUUUAUUCACCGUGUUGUUUGGCAUUAUCUUCUUAGCACAUACGGGUAUUGGUAUUUUUACUAAGCAGACUUACUUCACCGCUUGUUUCUUUUGUGGAACCUCUCUAGAGUUUGCAGGCUACUUGAGUCGGAUUUUGGCCCACAACCACGAAACUGAUGAGAAUCUCUUCUUGUGCCAAAUAGUUACGUUGACAAUGGCUCCAGCAUUCAUCAUGGCCGGAAUAUACUUUCUAUUGGCACAGGUGAUAGUCAUUUAUGGGCGGAACUGUUCUAUCCUACCCCCUCUUUGGUUUUCUUACGUAUUUGUCUUCUGCGAUGCUAUGAGCUUGUUAGUGCAAGCAAUAGGCGGAGGAAUGGCAUCCGUGGCAUUACAUCGCAGGGCAGCACUCGGCCCAGGAACACACGUAAUGUUAGGAGGUAUAUGCUUUCAGGUCUUAUCUAUGUCUUUGUUCUUGAUACUUCUCUUUGAUUUUUAUAUUCGAUCUUAUUUCAAGGUCAACAGAACUGUCAGAUUUGGGUGCAAAAAUUUUUUCAGCCUUUUAUUACACAACAAAGAUGGUCAAAUAUUGAGAAGUCAACUAGAACCUCAUUACAACCCAAAAUAUAGCACAAUCCGAACUAGACAUUUGUUCAAUCAUAUACCCUUGGUCCUCCUCGUGGCGACCAUUUUUGUCUACAUUAGAUGUGCUUACAGGGUCGCAGAAUUGAGUGAGGGCUGGAAUGGUUACUUGAUUCGAAGAGAAGCAUUUCCCAUGACCUUGGAUGCACUGCUAAUUUGCCUCACAUCUGCUUUAUUUCUUGUCUUCCACCCGGGUUUCAUGUUUGGAAAAGAUAUUGAAAUCUCGGUG